AAGGUUGUCCUCUUAUCUGCUACAAUGCCCACUGACGUGUUGGAAGUGACCAAAAAGUUCAUGAGGGAUCCAAUUCGUAUUCUUGUGAAAAAGGAGGAACUGACUUUGGAGGGAAUUAAGCAGUUCUAUAUUAAUGUUGAAAGAGAGGAAUGGAAAUUGGACACGCUCUGUGAUCUGUAUGAGACACUGACCAUUACACAGGCGGUCAUUUUUCUUAAUACUAGAAGAAAAGUUGACUGGCUUACAGAAAAAAUGCAUGCAAGAGAUUUUACUGUAUCUGCCCUGCAUGGUGAUAUGGACCAGAAGGAGCGAGAUGUCAUUAUGAGGGAGUUCAGGUCUGGAUCCAGUCGCGUAUUGAUCACUACUGACUUGCUGGCACGUGGUAUAGAUCUACAGCAGGUUUCCCUGGUGAUAAAUUAUGACCUACCUACCAAUCGUGAAAAUUACAUUCACAGGUCUGUA
Molecule: messenger RNA, 462 nt
Organism: Nanorana parkeri
Lineage: Eukaryota; Metazoa; Chordata; Amphibia; Anura; Dicroglossidae
Product: eukaryotic initiation factor 4A-II
Exons: 4
Molecular function (GO): RNA binding; RNA helicase activity
Source: RefSeq, a predicted model, not a curated record